Molecule: messenger RNA, 743 nt
Organism: Salvelinus sp. IW2-2015
Lineage: Eukaryota; Metazoa; Chordata; Actinopteri; Salmoniformes; Salmonidae
Product: uracil phosphoribosyltransferase homolog
Cellular component (GO): cytoplasm
Molecular function (GO): ribosylnicotinamide kinase activity
Source: RefSeq, a predicted model, not a curated record
UGGGAAUUGUCGUCAUUUCCUGAAACCAGGCGGGUGUGUUGACGUCACCAACGUUGUGACACGUACGGCUCGUUGUCAGCAAAUAGCUAACUUUAUUCGUUUUUUAACAAUAUACAGUGAGUACAGCAACAUGCCCUGCCACAACCAGUCGUUAAAUAACGUUACUACCGGCCAAGAACAUAACUUAACCAAGCAUGUUCGGUUCGCCGCGAGCAGUAACAACAGCAGCAGCGUUCCGGUGGCGCCAAUCUCUGAAGCGGUGGAUGACGUCAAUAAACAGCGUUUGAACGGGAACUGUCCGAAUGGUGGUGGACUCGGGCCAGAUGUUUUAAACCUUGGACCUCAACUCAAACUGCUUCCUCUUAACAGUCAGAUACUAGAAUUACAGACCAUCAUCAGAGACAAGACAACCAGCAGAGGGGAUUUUGUGUUCUGUGCAGACCGACUGAUCAGACUGGUGGUGGAGGAAGGACUGAACCAGCUGCCCUACUCAGAGUGCACUGUGACCACUCCUACAGGACACAUGUAUGAAGGUGUAAAGUUUGAGAGAGGUAACUGUGGAGUCAGCAUCAUGAGAAGUGGUGAGGCCAUGGAGCAGGGUCUGAGGGACUGUUGUAGGUCCAUCCGCAUCGGAAAGAUCCUGAUCCAGAGUGAUGAAGAGACCCAGGAGGCUAAGGUCUACUAUGCUAAGUUCCCCCCAGACAUAAACAGGAGGAAGGUGCUGCUCAUGUACCCAAUACUGA